AUGCCUCCGUCGCACCAGUAUACCAACUCCCAGUCCUUCCCGCGUCAUUCCAUCCUUCCGACAUCGACAAGCUCUGCUGGCUCUGCCGCCGGCUCCACCUCCAUGUCGGCCGCCAAAACCCGCCAGUACGCACAGCUGCACUCGCAAUUGGCACAGCUGAAUGCCCAUCUGGCAGAUACGGAGAACCUCCUCCGCAUGACUGCCGUCCAGGCGCAGGACAUGCGCUUUCUCGGGGGCUAUGUUGGAGCUCUAUUUAUGGGAUCUGCGAAGGUGCUUGGGGAAGAGGGGGUCAAGGCAAAUGCGGACGAAGGAUCUAAAGCCCGUCAGACGGUGAUGGACGAGGAGGAAGUGCAUACAAAGAUGGAGUCGUGA
Messenger RNA from Aspergillus terreus NIH2624, 372 nucleotides. RefSeq names its product DASH complex subunit HSK3 family protein. Bases 1 to 372 code for a protein of 123 amino acids. Gene Ontology annotation, cellular component: DASH complex. The record is from RefSeq and is a predicted model, not a curated record. The transcript has a single exon. Gene Ontology annotation, biological process: attachment of spindle microtubules to kinetochore. Lineage: Eukaryota; Fungi; Ascomycota; Eurotiomycetes; Eurotiales; Aspergillaceae.